Messenger RNA from Effrenium voratum, 1218 nucleotides. The record is from the annotation of a GenBank genome assembly. Lineage: Eukaryota; Dinophyceae; Suessiales; Symbiodiniaceae.
AUGGAGACGGAGCUGAAGGCGAGCCCGCGAGAUCUGGGGGCCCUCAGUUUCGCAGAGAGCGUGGCCUUCUCCUGCGCCCUACCCUUCUGGGGCUCGAUCAUGCAGUUCUGGAAGCCCCGAGACCUCUUGGGCCUUGGAUGCUUCCUCUGGGGCAUAUUCACUCUGGCGGCAGCAUGCAGCUCCAAUUACAUGGUGCACGUGGCGCUGCGUCUCCUGAUUGGCGCAUCCCUUGCAGUGGUGAACCCUAUCGGGCAGGCCAUGAUUUGCGACCUGGUGCCGGAACAGGAUCGUGGCAGCGCCUUUGGGCUCCUGCAGUCCGUGUCCACCAUCCUGAGUAUUCUGACCACCUUUUUCACCACCUCCAUGGCCCGCAAUGUCUACUAUGGCAUGCAUGGCUGGCGUCUCGCAUAUUCGGCUGUGGCCUUUGUGUCCUUCUGCGCGGGCAUGCUGGUGAUGACGGAGGUGCCAGCAAAGCUUUCGGCGUCUACACCGAAGGAGCGGAGCUGGACCGAAGAGCAGGCCCGGGUGGUGAAGCUGGUGUGCAAGAAGCCCUCGUUCCUGCUCAUGGUGCUACAAGGUGUCACCGGGGGCAUCCCCUGGAAUGCCUUCGCCUUCCUGCCCUUCUACUUCCAGCUGAGUGGGUACACAGAUGCCCAGGCGGCGCAGAUCCUGCUGUAUGGAGGAGUGGGGGGCAUGUUCGGGGGCCUGCUUGGCGGCAAGCUGGGGGAUCGCGCGCAUCGCUGGUGGCCCUACUGUGGCAGGUGCCUCGUGGCACAGCUCUCGGUGGUCCUGGGCAUCAUGUGCUUCCUGGGGGUGAUGGGAACUCCAUACUCCCCAGCCAGCUUUUGGAUCGUCAUUGGCUUCUUCUUCAUGUUCAACCUGACUGCCUGCUGGUCCCCAGCGGCCGCCCUGCGGCCCAUUUGCGGCGACGUGGUCCGCGACAGCCGCGACCGCGCGCAGAUCCUGGCGCUCUGGAUCGCCUUCGAGGGCACUGUCUCGGCCUUCUGCGGUGCACCCUUGGUGGGCUUCCUCUCCGAGGCCUUCGGCUACUCGCUGACCGCGGGGCAGAUGCCGAUGGAUUCUGCCUCCUUGUCAGGGGAGCGCAACUCGCAGGCGGUCCGCUCGGCGCUCUUGGGUGUCUCCGUGGUCCCGUGGGUGCUAUGCACGCUGGCCUGGCUGCCACUGUACUGCACUUACCCGAAGGAUGCAGGACACUGA